GGCUACAAAUCCAAGUUUGUGAAGCUGAAGCAGGAACUGGAGCAGCACUUCCCGGGAGCCCUGGACGUGAGCGGCCAGGGCACCCCGGAGGUGACGGGAUGGUUUGAGGUGACCGUGGGGGGACGCCUGGUCCACUCCAAAAAGAACGGCGAUGGCUUCGUGGACAGCGACUCCAAACUGCGCAGGAUCCUGGCCGCCAUCGAGUCCCAGCUGGCCUAGGCCCCGCUGGGGGGGGGGGGCUCUGUCGCGACAUGUCGCGAUAUAACGCGAUAGAGCAGGAGAUAUCUCUGGGUAUCGCGGUAUAUCGGGGAGUAUCAAUGAAUAUCGCGAUAUAGUGGGAGAUCUCGGCAGAUAUCGGCCGAUAUAUCGCGAUAUAUCAGGAGAUAUUGAUGGGUAUCGCCACGUAUCGGGAGAUAUCAAAACAUAUCUCUGGAUAUCGCGAUAUGUCGGGAGAUGUCGCUGGAUAUCACGAUAUAUCGAGGGGUAUCGGUGAAUAUCAGGAGGAGUCACCAGGUAUCGGGAGAUAUCACGAUAUAUCGGGAGAUAUCGCGAUAUAUCGGGCGAUAUCGCCGGCUAUCUGUGGCUAUCGGGACAUGUCGCGACAGCGCUGCCCCCCCCAGCCCCAGCCCCCCCCGCGCUCCAUGACGGGAAUCGCCGAAACGCCGCCGGCACCGGGCGCUGCCCUGACCCCGCGCGGGGGGAAACGGGGGCUGGGGGGGGCAGAGCCCACCCUAAACCCUCAAAUUUCACCCCAAAUCUCUUCAUUCCACCCCAAACCCUCCGAGCCCACCCAAAACCCCUCAAAUUUCACCCAAAAUCCUCAAAUCCUACCCUAAAUCCUUCAAAUCCCACCCUAAAUCCUUCAAAUCCCA
This is a messenger RNA of Serinus canaria (Common canary), 872 nucleotides long. RefSeq names its product selenoprotein W-like. Gene Ontology annotation, cellular component: cytosol. Gene Ontology annotation, biological process: response to selenium ion. The record is from RefSeq and is a predicted model, not a curated record. NCBI's taxonomy places the organism in Eukaryota, Metazoa, Chordata, Aves, Passeriformes, Fringillidae. The transcript has 4 exons. The annotation marks the transcript as partial.